Molecule: messenger RNA, 3386 nt
Organism: Coturnix japonica (Japanese quail)
Lineage: Eukaryota; Metazoa; Chordata; Aves; Galliformes; Phasianidae
Gene: HHIPL1
Product: HHIP like 1
Cellular component (GO): membrane
Source: RefSeq, a predicted model, not a curated record
CGGUGAGGCUCCGCACGGAGCCUCUUUCCGCAGCCCCCGCUCCCCUCGGCCGGGCGGUGCUCGGGGCGGGCGGCCCGGCGGGGUGAGGCCGAGGGUGGGCGCUGCCCCGCCGACGGCUGCGGGGCCGGGAUGCGGGCGCUGCGCGGGGCGGCGCUGGCGCUGCUGCUGGCGGCGGCGCUGGGCCCGAGCCCGGGCCGGCCUCACCCGCAGUGCCUGGACUUCAAGCCGCCGUUCCGGCCGCCGCGGCCCCUCGCUUUCUGCCGGCGAUACGGCGCUUUCGGCUGCUGCGAUGCGCGGCGCGACCGGGCGCUGCUCCAGCGAUUCUACAGCCUCAGCGCCCACCUGGACGGACCCACGUACUCCGCCUGCGCCGGGCACCUGCAGGACCUGCUCUGCCAGGAAUGUUCUCCAUAUGCAGCUCACUUGUAUGAUGCUGAGGAUCCCUCCACCCCCGUGCGGACCAUACCAGGACUUUGCCAGGACUAUUGCCAGCAAGUAUGGCAAAAAUGCCGGUCCAUUUUUCAUUAUCUCUCUACAGACCAGGAGUUGAUUGCACUGGAGAACAACAUGGCAAAAUUCUGCCGCUAUCUGUCCCUGGAGGACACGGACUACUGCUUCCCACACCUGCUGGCUAACGAGAACCUUAACCAAAACCUGGGGUUGGUGACGGCUGAUGCAGAGGGCUGCCUCCAGCUCUGCCUCAUGGAGGUGGCCAACGGGCUGCGCAAUCCCGUUGCGAUGGUGCACGCCAACGAUGGUACCCACCGGUUCUUCAUCGCCGAGCAGGUUGGCCUGGUGUGGGCCUACCUCCCUGACCGCUCCAGGCUUGAAAAACCUUUUCUGAACAUCAGUGAAGCCGUGCUUACCUCACCUUGGGAAGGAGACGAGAGAGGUUUUCUAGGUAUUGUCUUCCAUCCUAAAUUCAAAUUUACUGGUAAAGUGUAUGUCUACUAUUCAGUUGAAGUUCGUUAUGAAGAGAGAAUCCGAAUCAGUGAGUUCAGAAUUUCUCCUGGUGACAUGAAUACUGUGGACCAUGGUUCUGAAAGGAUAAUCCUGGAAAUAGAAGAACCAGCUUCCAAUCAUAAUGGAGGAGAGCUGCUCUUUGGCGAUGAUGGUUAUCUCUAUAUAUUUACUGGAGAUGGAGGCAUGGCUGGAGAUCCUUUUGGGACCUUUGGAAAUGCCCAGAACAAAUCAGCACUGCUGGGCAAAGUGCUGCGGAUCGAUGUGAACAACAAUGACCGGGGUCCUGUGUACAGAAUCCCCCCUGACAACCCCUUCAUUGAUGACCCACAGGCUCGACCUGAGGUCUAUGCCUAUGGAGUGAGGAAUAUGUGGCGCUGCUCAUUCGAUAGAGGCGAACCUGAUACGAAAGAAGGGAAGGGGCGUCUCUUCUGCGGGGAUGUGGGACAGAACAAAUAUGAAGAGAUUGACAUUGUAGAGAAGGGGAAAAACUACGGCUGGAGGGCAAGGGAAGGAUUCAGCUGUUAUGAUAAAAAGCUUUGCGUCAAUUCUUCAUUGGAUGAUGUGCUUCCAAUCUAUGCAUAUCCACACAAAAUGGGGAAAUCCGUUACAGGAGGCUAUGUCUAUCGAGGCUGUGAGUCUCCAAACUUGAAUGGCCUGUACAUAUUUGGUGAUUUUAUGAGUGGACGCCUGAUGUCUUUGAAGGAGGAUCGUGCUACGGGAGAGUGGCAAUACAGUGAAAUCUGCAUGGGGACAGGACAAACCUGCAUGUUCCCUGGGCUCAUCAAUAACUAUUACCAAUACAUAAUCUCUUUUGCUGAAGAUGAAGCAGGAGAACUUUACUUCAUGUCUACUGGUGUACCAAGUGCCACAGCCCCGCAUGGAGUGGUGUACAAAGUGGUGGACACCUCCAGGAGAGCACCGCCAGGAAAAUGCCAAGUUGAGCCGCUGCCAGUGAAAGUAAAAAGCAAGCUCGUAAAAUUCGUGCCAAAGGAGAAACUCAUUGUGAAGACACCAACGCCACGUCCCCGGCUGAAGACCACGACUGAGGCCCCAAGGAGAGGCCGGCCGGACACACCAGCUCUGGACCGGGUGGACCAAGCCCCAGUGAACCGCAGUGUAAUGCCAGUCCCCACCAUGACACCACGCCCCAAGCCUGGAAAGGGGGAAAGGAAGGGACAGCGAAGGAAGAAGAAACCCCGCAAUGGGGCCGUGAGGCUGAUGGAUGGUGGCAGCCGCGGACGGAGCUGGGGCCGAGUAGAGGUCUAUGUGGAUGGAGAGUGGGGCACAGUGUGCGAUGAUGGCUGGAGCACCGCAGCCGCUGCUGUGGUGUGCCGCCAGCUGGGCUUCCCCUAUGUGGUACGGGCCAGCAAGAAGGCAGAAUUUGGGGAAGGGACUUCGCUUCGUAUUCUUCUGGAUGAUGUCCAGUGCUCUGGGCAGGAGAAGACUCUGCUGGAGUGUGCCCAUGCUGAGGUUGGUACACAUAAUUGCUCCCAUGAGGAAGAUGCUGGUGUGGUGUGCAGCAGGGAGGAGGUGGCAGACUGGUGAUGUGUCCUGGAGAAGACAACUGAGGGACAAAGAGCACAUCCCCUUCCUAAUCAACCCUCUAGAGCAGCAUAUAUAUUGAAGGCUUUCCCUGCCUGGGGGAUGCUGCAUCUAUUUGAAGUAAUCUUGGUGUUUUCUUCAUCCACACUCAUCUGCCUUGGAGAGAAAAAGAAAAAGUAAAAUUCAGUGAUAACUUGAGCGUGUCCUGACCAAUGGAUGGGUUUGUAUGGGAUCUUUUACAAGAAGAAAACCCAAACCUCCUCAAUUACAGAUAAAGAAAAAAGACGCAUACAGUUGCCCUUUCACCAUACAAAAUGCAGCAUUCCACAACCAAGCUUCACAAUGUUUGGCUGAAAAAGAAAUUCCCAAAUGGCUGUUUCAGUCUUUCUUAUGCAGGUGUUGGCACUGUUCUUGCUUUGCUGGUUGCAGCUCUCAGUGGUGGUUUUGAAGUGUGCAUAAGUCAGUGCCUUUCUUUGCAGAGUACAGAAGUAGGCAUUUUGGCUAACUUUCUACAUGCUAGUUGAAGGGAAUAAGAUUCUCUUGUAAUGCUUAACGUUGGUGUAAGUCUAUGGAAUAUCAAAGGUAACUGCAUCUAACCAACAGUCUGGUGAAUUAGAAAAUGUACUGCCUAGAAAACCCUUCUUCAGGUUACUCUUGUCUGAGAGAAAAGACAAUCAGAUCUUUUUUACAUGAACAGAAACAUCAUCCACUUGAACACAGAAGAUACUCUGUACAUGUUCUCUGCUUUAUCAAGCAUUGUGAAACCACAUAUUUUUGCAUUCAGUUUUCACAGCUGUGAAGGACUUAAUGUACUGGGGUGAUAACCCUGUAAUUAUUUACCCCUUUCUAAAAAAUAUUAAAAAUAAAUCACAACAAUACGC